CCCCUUUUAACCGACUACUUAUUGCGCACCAAUCAAUACCCAUUACCUUCUGCCGAAUGUCAACCCAACUCUCGCCACUUGCUUCUGGACUUCUUUAGGUAGGUACCUAGGUACCUAGGUAGUUUGCUUGAGGGUUGGUUCUGCUCGUAAAGCGGUUACCGCACUGUGUUCGUGUGGAAGCGGGUGACUUGGGAAGGAGCUGCUCGGGAUGAUGGGGUCCUCUGUUCUUUCUCCAUGUGACUCGGGACUUAGGGGCUUCUGGCACAUGCUUUGUAAACUUCUCAAAUUGGCCACGUGCGGGAUCUCGAAAGACAAUACAGCCCGUGUACACAGUCGAGUCCGGCCCCGCAUUCUUUCUCCCAACCACACAAAUCUGCUCCGCACAUCUGAUUCUUCGCGUUCCACAACUCCCAAAAAACAUCGCGUUUCGCACCAUACCACCGCCACAAUGGGUCGCUCAUACCAAAAAAACCCGAGUACAACUUCCAAAACCCCACCUCAAUGGAAAGACCAAGUCCGCCACAAGUACUGCGGCGCCCUUGACAACGGCCGCGAGGGUAAGCCCAACAAGGUCCACCGUUGCGAGGCGUGCCUCGUCGUCAAGGCCCGCCAGAGCAAGUUCCGCGACGGACCGGGCGAUAUCAAGCUCGGGAGGAAGCAGAAGAUGAACUUGAAGUUUGGCGGUGGCGAGGAGUCAUAGCCGCUCGAUGUGAGAGGGUUGGGUGUUUUGGACUCCCAGGGAUGCUUUGGGAGACAUGAAGAGCCGGGUUUGGAAUAUCGUGUUUCUUUGAUGGAUUUUUGAUUGCAUUUGGGUCAGGGAGGUACAUAGCAGCACCGGUAGAGGCCCCCUGGCGGCACCAGGUGGCUGGCUGUUUACCUUGCGUCGACAGGCGAGUUUUUUUCGUUCAGAUUUAACGUGAAGAAAUAGAGACAAUAGAUUCUCCCACAGUUCAUGACCGCAAAGAUGUGCGUCGAGUUCACUUGGCGUGUGUGCAAUCUUCA
Molecule: messenger RNA, 1002 nt
Organism: Chaetomium fimeti
Lineage: Eukaryota; Fungi; Ascomycota; Sordariomycetes; Sordariales; Chaetomiaceae
Exons: 2
Coding region: 209-700 (163 amino acids)
Source: RefSeq, a predicted model, not a curated record